CGUGGGUUCACUUUUCAUCUGUACUCUACAUUGUGGAGUUCAAGCUCGGUAAAGGUGGAAAGAAUGGCGACUGCCCUAGCCCGCUUCUCCAGAAAAGCCCUAGUGUCCUCGCACCGUAACAUUCUUAAUCGCACCUUCUCUGCUAGCGCUGAGGCAUCAACCAAAUCGAUAACGCCGUCGCCUGAUCGAGUCAAGUGGGACUAUCGAGGUCAGAGGCAGAUAAUCCCGUUGGGUCAGUGGCUCCCCAAGAUCGCUGUCGACGCCUACGUCGCACCCAAUGUCGUCCUUGCUGGUCAGGUCACUGUCUGGGAUGGAGCGUCAGUUUGGAGCGGAUCGGUUCUCAGGGGCGAUCUUAACAAGAUCACCGUCGGCUUCUGCUCCAACGUCCAAGAGCGGUGUGUUAUUCACGCCGCCUGGAACUCGCCUACAGGACUGCCGGCAGAGACCUCCAUCGAAAGGUUUGUUACAAUUGGUGCAUAUAGUCUUUUGCGAUCCUGCACAAUUGAGCCAGAAUGCAUUAUCGGACAACACUCCAUCCUUAUGGAAGGUUCUUUAGUGGAGACGCACUCAAUCCUUGAAGCAGGAUCUGUAGUUCCCCCAGGAAGGAGAAUUCCAACUGGUGAACUUUGGGCAGGAAAUCCAGCAAGAUUUGUGAGAGCUCUGACUCAUGAAGAGACUUUAGAAAUCCCAAAACUUGCUGUUGCAAUUAAUGAUCUCAGCAAAAACCAUUUCUCAGAGUUUCUCCCUUACUCGACAGUAUAUUUGGAGGUUGAGAAGCUGAAGAAAAAGUUGGGCAUUUCUAUCUGAUGCUUUUCAGUCAUGUUUAUGUACGAGUUGAUUCUGCAAGGAAAUAAAUGGCUGGAGGACAUAUAAAGCAAGCUUUCAUGUUUCUUUUGUUUGUAUUUUGAUUUUGUUGGCUGUUGAAAGAGGUGGUUGUAAAUUUCAACCGAAUGGAUGAAGAGUAGUUACUGGAUGCACUUGUCAAUUGUUUUUGGUUUGCAUCCCAAGUUCGGCUUUUUUAAUCCUCGGUUGAUUUUUGUUCUCAAGAAUUAGUUCAUUUUUCCUUCGCAUCAGAGAAGACACUCCGGUUCAUUAGGGCAACAGCAUCGCAUGUAUUAUGUUAUCAAAUCAAAAGUAACAUUAACUUCUUA
Molecule: messenger RNA, 1151 nt
Organism: Manihot esculenta (cassava)
Lineage: Eukaryota; Viridiplantae; Streptophyta; Magnoliopsida; Malpighiales; Euphorbiaceae
Product: gamma carbonic anhydrase-like 2, mitochondrial
Exons: 2
Coding region: 64-807 (247 amino acids)
Source: RefSeq, a predicted model, not a curated record